UAGCUGAAUGGAGGCGCCAAAGUCCCUGCCUCAGGGCGCAGACUGGCCUGGAUGCCGGCGUCCUCAGGUGUUCUUUGGUUACUGCAGGCCGAGCCCUUGUAACGUGGUAACAGCGCCCGCCCACGAAUCACUGGACUACGAUUGGUCCGUGGCCCUAAAGCCCGAACACGAACUGCGCAGGCUAUUGGCUCUAGUCCUACAAGGCUGACGCUGUGAUUGGUGAGCCUAGGGGCCAGUCAGACUCGGAGGCAGGGUCAAAUAGGGAGAUAUGGCGACAACGAGAGCCUGUGGGUGAGUGGUUUCUGAAGGGGUGGAGGUGUGAAGCACCCGAUCACCGCGAUCUGCCUUCGCACCGCUCCCAAAGAGGUGGGAGGUUGUCAGACACCCACAUCUCCCACGCAAGUUACAGGCGCAGCUUUGAAACUAAAUCUGACAAGUACAGUCCAGCCUGAAGCCUCAGCUUACUUGAAGCUCAGGAGACUGAAAGCCUCUCAGACAGCAGCCCUGCAGAGAAAGUAUUUUGACUUUGGCAUUUAGGUCUCUCCCAUGGCCCUGACUGUGCUGAAUGGGCUCCUGAUUAAGGACUCAGGCCCACCUAUGCUGCUGCACCAGCUUAGCAAGAGUCCCCAGUUAGAUACCUUCAGCUACCAGAGCUGCUUUAUGCAGGAAGUCUUUGCCCAUUUCCCUGAGAUCUUAUUUAUCCACCGGACCUAUAACCCCAGGGGCAAGGUGCUAUAUACCUUCCUGGUGGAUGGACCUCGGGUGCAGCUGGAAGGUCCUUUUGCCCGGGCAGUCUACUUCGCCAUCCCUGCCAAGGAAGAUGCUGAAGGCCUGGCCCAGAUGUUCCAAGUGUUCAAGAAGUUUAACCCAGUGUGGGAAAGAAUCUGUACAAUCCUAGUGGACCCCCACUUCCUCCCACUCCCCAUCUUAGCGAUGGAGUUCCCUGCAGCUGAGGUUCUAUUUUCAGCUUUCCACAUCUGUAAGUUCCUCCAGGGCAAGUUCUAUCAGCUGUCCCUCGAACAGCCUGUGGAAAGGGUGCUCCUGACCUCCCUGCAGAACACGAUGUGCUCAGCCACCGCAGGCAACCUGCGGAAGCUGUACACGCUCCUGAGCAACUGCAUCCCCCCGACACAGCUGCCUCAACUCCAUUCCCACUGGUUGCUCAACGACCGCAUCUGGCUGGCGCACCGCUGGAGAAGCCGAGCUGAGAGCACUCGCUAUUUCCAGAACCUCGAGGUCACCACCCGCAUCCUCAGCCAGUUCUUUGGUACCACCCCAUCUGAGAAACAAGGUGUGGCCUCUCUGUUCCAGUACAUGCAACAGAACUCUGGAGACAAGGCAAGUUUCAACCCGGGCUUGAGUCACCAGAACGAUCACGACCCCUCGGACCCCAGUCCCGAAACCCCCAAAGUGGAGCAGUUGGUAGAAGCCCGUAUCCAGCACUCCCUCAAUGCCAUUUGCACAGGGCCGGCAGCCCAGCUCUGCCUCGGAGAGCUUGCAGUGGUCCAGAAAUCCAUGCACCUCAUUGGCUCCGGCUCAGAAAAGAUGAACAUCCAGAUCCUGGAGGAUACCCACAAAGUGCAGCCCCAGUCCCCCGCCAGCUGCAGCUGCUACUUCAACCAGGCCUUCCACCUGCCCUGCCGCCACAUCCUAGCCAUGCUCAGCGCCCGCCACCAGGUGCUCCAGCCCGACAUGCUGCCAGCUCAAUGGACAGCAGGCUGUGCCACCAGUCUAGAUGGCAUCCUGGGCAGCAAGUGGAGUGAGACCCUGGAUAAGCACCUGGCAGUGACUCUCCUUACUGAGAAGGUGAGUCAGCUUCUGCAGCACUGCAGCAAGGAAGAGUUUGAGCGGAGGUAUAGCAUCCUGAGGAUACUGGCUGACAGCUGGAUCGGCCCUUAUGAGCAGGUCCAGCUCUGAUGACGCCUAAUGGCCAGGAUGCUCAUGCACGUGUACACGCUCACACGCCCCCACACGUACACAGCACUUCCGUGGGUCCUCCUCCUAGAAGGACAACAGGAUUUUCUACUCUGUCAUAGAUAGCCUGCUACCUAGAAUGUGUCCAGCUCCAUAAGGCCGGAGUCAGCAAACUUUCUGUAAAGAGCCAAUAGUAAAUAUUUUACUUCAUUGGUCA
Molecule: messenger RNA, 2131 nt
Organism: Tupaia belangeri chinensis (Chinese tree shrew)
Lineage: Eukaryota; Metazoa; Chordata; Mammalia; Scandentia; Tupaiidae
Gene: ZSWIM1
Product: zinc finger SWIM-type containing 1
Exons: 2
Coding region: 547-1917 (456 amino acids)
Molecular function (GO): zinc ion binding
Source: RefSeq, a predicted model, not a curated record